AUGACAGACACCUCCUUCCCUGUCAAGGCUAUCAACGGUCCCGAUCUCUCUCGGACUUCGUUCGCGGCUGCGUAUCCGUCACGACAAUUACAUUAUCAUGCUCCCGCUGAGAUCGGGAUUCCCGAAGACGACGGCCAGAUUAGCUGUAUCUGUGGCUUUGCCGACGACGACGGCUGGACGGUCGCGUGCGAUUUAUGCAAUAAAUGGCAGCAUCAAUCAUGCUAUUACCCGCAGUACGACGAGCUCACGCUACCGGAAGAGGUGCAGCAUUACUGUGUCGAGUGCCGGCCACGACCAGUCGACUCUCACCGGGCGCGUCAGCGUCAGGUGCAAAAACGAGAACAUACCGAACAACUUGCAAACGGCGUGAAGCGCGUGUCGACGAAAAGCCACAAGAAGAAGGUAAAGGAUCCUCCGCCUCAGACGAAUGGGUGGCCUGUCGACAAAUUACGGCACGAUCGCAACAGCGCGAGUCCACGGGAUCAACCACCACCGGCCAAGCGACCAAAGACCAAUCGUCGUGCGUCUGAUUCGACGACGACGACGACAAACACGACUACAAAGGGCCAUUCGCGGAAGCGUAACGCUUCCAAUGUCAACCACCGCCGCAGUCUCUCACGUUCGCCGGAUUCGCCCAUCGAGCAGUACUCGGAAGAGUUCCUUCAGUGUUACCAGGACGACGACUGGAAAGUUACUGACGCCAAUCUCUACAACAGUAUAGCGGUCACAAACUCCCUUUCAGCGUGGCUCAACUGCCACGAAGACGAAUUUCGUACUGCGCACAAACAAGAGAAGGGAGAUGUGCUGAUGCGUUGGGACGGAAAUCUUGACGAUAUACCUGGCAAAGCACAAAUUCAGAUCGUCCAAAACCACGAUGAGAGUGUGCAGUAUCAGGGACUGUUUCCCGCCUGGAAAACCGUGACAGUGCAGGAGCCUGUACCGAGCGGCGCUUACAUUGGCGAACUGAAGGGACACGUUGGAUUCAAGAAGGAGUACCAGGACGAAAACCGCUGGUCCACCUUGAGACACCCGGAGCCAUUCGUCUUCUUCCAUCCCAAACUGCCCAUCUUCAUCGACGCCCGGAAUGAGGGUACAGAAUUGCGAUAUAUACGUCGGAGCUGCAUGCCCAACGCAAGGCUGCAGGCCCUCAUUACCGAGAAUGUCAACUACCACUUUUGCUUCAUGGCAACGCAGCAGAUCGAACCUGGCACCGAGGUCGCGGUCGGGUGGGAUACUGCGGACGGCUUGCCCGAGCUGGCGUCAAGAAGCGGUUACUCUGACAAUGAGCUGGAAAUCCUCUCUGCAUGGGUAUCCACUGCGCUUGCUAACUGCGGCCCAUGUGCAUGCUCACUACCGGAGAAAGAAUGCAUGAUGUCUCGGUUUGAUCGACGGAUAAAAGGCCUAUCUGAGGAGUCGAGGCCGCCAAAGCCAAAGAAGCGAAAGGCCGGUCAGCACAUUUCGCCUCUGAACACUCACGUCAACAGUCGAUCAGGCAGUGAAGCGCGUAAGGUCGACGUUGAAGAUGAUGGCACCGAUUCCCGCUCAACAUCCGGCUCUGCUGGUAGAGGAUCGGCAAGCCGGGACAUUACUCCCAAUACACAUUACUCCACCAACGGACAUUACUCCGGGAAGCCCGAACUCUCCGAGCGGGAACGCAAGAAGCUGGCCAAAGAGGAGGAGAUUUUCAGACGGCAAGAGGAAGAGCAAGCCGGCAAACAGGCUAAGAAGAAGCGCAACAGCGGUGGAUCGAACUUGAACACACCGAGUGCUACUACCUCGAAGCAGCUGGGCUUUCCGCCUAACAAUGUAUCGCGCUAUGUUGACGCAGUCACGUCCCGGCAAGCUGGGCUUCCUGCUAAAGGCGGUCCAGGACGCAAGCCCAAAGCUCAGAAGGCACCCGCAAGGCCAGUCACCAGAGUUGUGAAACGUGCAAAGCCAGCCUAUGUCAAUGCCGAAGCACAAUGUGACAUGGAUAAAGAAGACGCUGACCGACGUGCGGCGACGCCGUCAACUCGAAGACCCUUCAUAUCGACGAGACAGCGAUUACUCAACCUCUGCGCACAGCGAAACGCCCAGCUCUUAUCAACUCGACGCGCGCGCGAGGCCACUGCAUCCCCUGUUUCAAUCACGCAACCAGUGAAGAUGGAAGUAGAUCAUCGUGCAGCUGUAGUGCUGGGAGAUCCGCCAUCGCCUGCUCCAGCACCGGCUAUGCCAGCUGAGAACGCGCAGUCCCAUCCAUCGGAACACGAGGCCUUUAAUGACGUUGAGAUGGAAGAUGCGCCUGCGUCAGAGGAGACCAAGACAGCGCCAUCGACCUCGCAAGUUGAUACGCCACCCAAAGAGGUCUCAGAUCAGGCUAAAACUUCUCUUCCUGUGGAGCCUCCGGCACCUCCAUGGCCGCAAGAGCCAUCUUCCGCAGUUUCUGCAGAAGUGGAAUUAUCUGCAACAAGUCAUAAGCCGGCCAACAUGCACCUGCAAAUGCCACCACCUCCGACAAACCCAUUCACUCAGCCAGCUGCACCACUAUCAAGUGGCACCACAGGAUCAGCAAGCAACUCGAUCGUACAAUCUCCUGCGACACUCGGGCCCAACUCAAUUUUCUCACCGUCAGUCAGCGCCGCUGUCGCGCCUAGUCCGGUUCGGAAAAAGCUCAGUCUCAGCGAUUAUACUCGACGGAAAGCUAAAGACAAAGAUAAUGAGGCCAAAGCGGAGAGAGAAAGCUCGCCAGCAUCGACAACCUCAGGACCGGUCGUACCGCCACUUCAACCGUCCUCAUCGUCGGAAGUGAGAGCGGCGCAGGAUGGCUCUGCCAUUGACGAGGAUGUAAGGAUGGAAGACGCCGGCGGCGAAGAAAACAAGCCAUGA
This is a messenger RNA of Lecanosticta acicola, 2865 nucleotides long. The record is from the annotation of a GenBank genome assembly. NCBI's taxonomy places the organism in Eukaryota, Fungi, Ascomycota, Dothideomycetes, Mycosphaerellales, Mycosphaerellaceae.